Messenger RNA from Paramecium sonneborni, 1426 nucleotides. Lineage: Eukaryota; Ciliophora; Oligohymenophorea; Peniculida; Parameciidae. The record is from the annotation of a GenBank genome assembly.
AUGAUAUUAUAAUUGUCAUUCCUAAUAGUUUUAGGAAAUGCUUAUUAAUUACUAAAUUCGAUUGAACUAGAAAUAGUCAACAAAAUUUCUGGAAAAUUAAGCUUAGAAAAAAAUGAUGAAAGCUUUUUACUAGUUUUCUAUUUUGAAAAGGCAAACUACCCUUUAGCCCUUGUUUCAGAUGAGAUAAUUUUGGACACAGAUUUCAAUAGAACAACGAAACCAAAAUUUAUUGAGAGUAAAAAGGAAAUUUAUUUUGACUAUGAAUCCAUUUAGACCCAUAAUAAUAUACAUUUAAUUGAAAUUCCUUAGAAAAAUGAAGUGUACUACUAUAUAAAAGAUGGAUUUGGACCUUUUAGAGUAAGAUUAGAAGUUUAUUCUAAAACUCACUCUACAUGUAUAAACAACUGUUAAGGAUAUUCUUUGAAUAAAAUAAUAUAAAAUACAAGCUGUACAUCAAAAUGUGAAUGUUAGGAUGGUUAUUUUGGAUCAUAUUGUUAAUUUGAACUAUAAAAAAUAGAGUUAGAUGUACUGUACGAAAUGUAGUUGAUUGGUCGUAAGAUGAUCUAUUUGUCUUCCUAAUUUAAUGAAUAAAUUAUUUUAAUGGCAUAAGAUGUAAUUGAACCUAUAAGUAUUUUAUUUUAAAUAUUUAGCUUUAAGCUUUGGAAUUUUAGGUGUAAAAGGCUAUGAAAUCCCAGAUCAAACAACAUAUACUGCAAUUUUACAUAAUUAACUAAGUCUAACAAGAUUAAUGUAAAAUUUUAAACAAACAUUUUAAAAUUCUUCUACUUUGAUAAUUGGUUUGUAUUGUAAAACAAAUCAAACAUUUAAAUUAUCUCUAUAAUAAGAAUAAAUUGCAAAAAUAUGGGAUGGGAAUUGUUUAUUUUUUAUUUUUGCGUCCUUCAACAUAAUUAUUAUUAUAAUUUGUUUUGGAAUAACAAAUUUAUGUAAGUAAAAAGAUACUUAAAAAAUGAAGAAAAAGGUAAAAGUGAAAGUGAGGCCACCACUUUUAGAGAUUAAUCCAAAAAAUUUCAGUGGGUAAUUUUUUGAUAAAUACUUUGAAAUUUUCAAUUAUGAAGAUUUCAUUAAAUAAAAUUAAGAAUAUCAAUCAUAUACAUAAUGUGUAGUAUGUUUAGAUAGUUUAAAUCAAAAAGAAAUAAGCAUAAAUGUUUGUGGACAUAUUUUUCAUCAUAUAUGCUUAAAGAAAUGGUUGAUGAAAGUUCUAACUUGUCCAUCUUGUCGAUAGUAGAUAUCUUAUCUUUAAGUAAUUUAAGGAGGUUGGUUAGGAAGUAAACUUUCUUAAAGCCCUUUACAUCCUAAAAAUAAUCCAUUAUCAUAAUUAGUUAAUGAUAGUAAUAUUCUUAUUCAAAAUAAUGAAAAUAUAGGAAUGGUUGAUAAAGAAGAAAAUAAUGAAAAUUAGGAUUCUUGA